Molecule: messenger RNA, 570 nt
Organism: Tremella mesenterica DSM 1558
Lineage: Eukaryota; Fungi; Basidiomycota; Tremellomycetes; Tremellales; Tremellaceae
Exons: 6
Coding region: 1-570 (189 amino acids)
Source: RefSeq, a predicted model, not a curated record
AUGUGGUCUCUCUUAGCCCUCCUUGCCACUUCUGCAGUCAUGGUUCGAGGUGUGAUAACUAUCACUUAUCCAGUUAGCGAUACCAUUUGGUAUAAAAAUGACACUGUCAACCUUAAUUGGACAACCACCAGUUCAGACUCUGACACAUACUUCUUCCGAGCUUUGUUGAGCAAUUCAGAUCAGAGUUUACUCUCGGGUAAUCACUCGAUCGCCGAUUCCACCAACGCGACCGCCGACUAUGUCCGGAUCCUCUUACCUGGUGUAUCUUCCGGCUCAGGGUACAUUGUCAACUUUGUCAAUACGUCAAACGAACAACAGGUGUUCGCUACUUCUCAAGCAUUCCAAAUUCAAGAUGGGACUCAAACCUCACAAUCAUCCUCUAUGAUCUCGGCCACCUCAACUGUGCAACGACAGAUCCCUAACGGCCAAUCUUCCAGCACGACACCGAGCUUCCCAACUACUUCAUCCACUACUGGAGCUGCGCCACGAACAUUCGCUUCCAUUCCUGGUCUAUUCGAAGUCUCCGUCACUCUCGGUCUCCUGGGAGCUGGUAUGGCCUUGGUAGUGUGA